Molecule: messenger RNA, 4330 nt
Organism: Solea solea (common sole)
Lineage: Eukaryota; Metazoa; Chordata; Actinopteri; Pleuronectiformes; Soleidae
Gene: chrm5b
Product: cholinergic receptor, muscarinic 5b
Exons: 2
Coding region: 1103-2629 (508 amino acids)
Biological process (GO): adenylate cyclase-inhibiting G protein-coupled acetylcholine receptor signaling pathway; chemical synaptic transmission; G protein-coupled receptor signaling pathway, coupled to cyclic nucleotide second messenger
Cellular component (GO): plasma membrane; synapse; dendrite
Molecular function (GO): G protein-coupled acetylcholine receptor activity; G protein-coupled serotonin receptor activity
Source: RefSeq, a predicted model, not a curated record
GAAGACAUGCAGCUGUGAGCAGCACACGGGCAAACAGUCAGCCCCUUCUGAACAUCCACGUCAAUUCCUCCUGCAGCUCCUCCCCUUCAAACCCUGCUUCAUCCUACUUCCUCCACCUCUUCACCUCUGCCUCCCUCCUCCUGCACGUUGCUCAGUGCUCCGAUGCAGAGUGAGGCUUCCAGCAUUGUGGGAAUUUCUCCUAACAUUGGCUUGUGUUUGAAUCUGCGUGGUGGUGGUGGUGGUGGUGGUGGUGGUGGAGGAUGUCAGUGCAGGCUGCCUUUUUUUCUUCAUCAAGCAUAAGCCUGCUAGACGACAAGUCAUUCAACCUGUGCCAUAUUGAGGAUCAAGGGCACUUUACUCCAUUUUCCCUCAAAGUUUGCAGGAAGAGUUGAAAACUUCAAGGUUUGGUGCUUCUCUUGGAUUUCUCAGAAAAUGCAAAGCUUCUUCUGUGAGAAAGAAAAAAAAAGCGUCGACAAUGUCCUCACUUGAUUAUCACCGAGGAUGACGUUUCCAGUAAUCCGCCUUCUGUGAAAAUGGUCUGAACAUCACCACCGAAGCACCGAAGCAGCUCGGUCACAUGGACACUGACACUGAACAGCUGCUGCCUUUACCAUAUUGUCUGAGAAAAGAAGCUGGACCCAUUUAGGAGCUACAGCAGACCACAAGACGAUGCUGAAUAACUUGUUUGCAUCAAAGUGCCAAGUACUUAGCAACUGGUGAGGAUGAGAGUCGGUGCCAUGACCUACCUGUAUUUGACAAGUGUGUUUUUCACCUCAUUGGAGAGAGGAGCACAGAGGAAAAAAAGUCAGCGGGAGGAAGCAGGGGAGGGGAAGAGCGAGUCAGCGAGGGAAGGUGUGAAGCUGUGAGAGCGAGGGGAAAGACGCACAAAGCCCAGAGAUACAAGGAGAAGAAACUGACAGAAGUCUGCCACACUGAAGGGAGACUAAAGGGAAAACAGUGGAUCAAAGACCUGGCUGAACAUCCAUUUAAAUCAGGAGGGUCGUGUUUUGUCAGAGCCAUACAGGGAGAACUGCUGAUCAUUCUACACAGAGGCAGACAGUGGGAUUCUUCACACUCACCCGACAUCAACUAACACAGCAUCAUGGAGAACAGCAGCUUUGGCAACUUGUCACACGUCCAUGCUGCUCCUCACAGCCUGUGGGAGGCCAUAACCAUCGCUACUGUGUCAGCCAUCGUCAGUUUAAUAACAAUAGUUGGGAACGUGCUGGUAAUGCUGUCUUUCAAGGUCAACAGCCAGCUGAAGACUGUGAACAACUACUACCUCCUGAGUUUGGCGUUCGCUGACCUCAUCAUAGGAGUGCUGUCCAUGAACCUGUACACCACAUACAUACUGAUGGGCUACUGGUCCUUAGGGAACCUGGCGUGUGACCUCUGGCUUGCGGUGGAUUACGUAGCCAGCAAUGCUUCAGUUAUGAACUUGCUUGUCAUCAGUUUCGACAGGUACUUCUCCAUCACGAGGCCACUGACCUACAGGGCAAAGAGGACUCCAAAGAGAGCUGCCAUCAUGAUAGGCCUCGCAUGGCUGGUGUCUUUUGUCCUCUGGGCGCCGCCCAUUCUGUGCUGGCAGUACUUUGUAGGGGAGAGAAAAGUUCCUGCAGACCAGUGCCAAAUCCAGUUUUUAACUGAGCCUGUGAUCACAUUUGGGACGGCUAUUGCUGCUUUCUACAUCCCCGUCUCUGUAAUGACGAUCCUGUACUGUAGGAUCUAUAAGGAGACACAAAAACGGACCAAAGAUCUGGCUGAGCUGCAAGGGCUCGCAACAGAAAAUAUUCCAGAGGGGACGAAACCCCAGAAGACUGUUAUUCACUCUUGCUUUCACUUCACCAGAGAGAGGAGAGAUCGGAGUCAGGCCUCCUGGUCCUCAUCGAACCAAAGCAACGCCACAAAGACAACCACAAGGUCAGACGAGGCGUGGGUGAAAGCGGACCAGAUCACGUCCUUCAACAGCUACACCUCAUCUGAAGAGGAGGAACAUCACGUUUCGUUAGAAACCCCACAAGGCUCCUUCAAGGAGCAGAGCAGUGGGCAAAGCAAGAAUGGACAGGCGACAGGUGAUUUUACAGAAGACCAGUAUUUUUCCUCUCCUCAAAAGAAGGCCAGUAAAAAGUUAAUUUCUUAUAAGUUCAAACCUGGUUCAAAGGGGAAAAAUGGCAACCCUGUAUCCGCAGCUCCCUGCCCACCACACACAGAGCAGCCUGCCAAGAACGCCUCGCCGUCCGCCUCCUCCAUCACCUCCAAACCCAUAGACCCCACCUUAAAGAGCCAGAUCACCAAGAGGAAGAGGAUGGUGCUGGUGAAGGAGAAGAAGGCAGCCCAGACUCUCAGCGCCAUCCUCCUGGCCUUCAUCCUCACAUGGACGCCGUACAACAUCAUGGUGCUCAUCUCCACUUUCUGCACCAAGUGCAUCCCGACAUCGCUGUGGCACCUGGGCUACUGGCUGUGCUACGUCAACAGCACCAUCAACCCCAUGUGCUACGCCCUCUGCAACAAAACCUUCCAGAAGACCUUCCGGAUGCUUCUGCUGUGCCAGUGGAGGAGGAGGAGGAGAGGUGAAGACAAGCUGUACUGGUGUGGACAAAACCAAAAUGUUAACAAUAAAAUGACUUGAUGCGGUUUCCGACACAUUUCCUUCGACCUUUGCCAACGUGUGGAUUCUACUUGACGUCCCACUGCAGUUGGUGGUCGUCUCCAGCAUGACGUGCUGCAUGUGAUUUCUGUGUUUUCUGUGUUCUGUACACGUUGGUGGAAAAUGUUCUGAGCCUGAUGCAGCACUUGAAAUGCCCGAUGAAGGUUCUUGAAGUAAGUUUUAAAGGACAAGUUCAGAUUUUAUUUUUAACCAGGUUUGGAAAGUAGCCAUGAAACUUUUUCUUUGACACAUUUCCUCACACGAUGUCACUUCAGUCAGCCUCGGUUAGGCUGACGACGAAAAGGACACAAACAGAGACUAUACACUCACUGGUCACUUUAUUAGGUACACCUAUUCAAGUGCUCGUUGAUGCAAUUAUCUAAUCAACCGGUCACAUGGCAGCAACUUACUUAAUGCACAAAGACAUAAUGAAGUUUAAACUAGGAGUGCAUGACAGUGGACCACAUAUCAAGCGUGCUUGGGCCGAUAACUGAUAUGUACGUUAUUUUCUGAGCUUGACUGCAAAAAUGUACAAUAUUUGUCAUACUCAUAAUGCAGCAGAUGUAGAUAUACAUUUUGUCACUGUGGAAAAUAAUAUAACAUAAAAGAUAAACCUUGUGGAGGGCGCAACCGUGGAAGUCAUUAGUCAUAUGGGGGGAUCUUGGUGUGUUGGGAUAAUAUCAUCAACCCUAGUUUACACCAAGCAUCAAUAAGGGGAAGAAAGGUGAUUUGAAUUAUUUUAGAUGCACCAAAAUCUACUGGGAUUUUCACACAUAACCAUCUUUAGGGUUUACAGAGCAUGGUCAGAAAAAGAGAAAAUAUCCAGUGUACAGCACUCCUUGCAAAAACACUAUUCUAAUAUUUGAAUUAUUCUAAACUUGAGAGCCAGUGAAAGUAAUGCAGGGUUCAAGAUGAAUUUAAGACACCUUGUAAUGAAGUUAUUUUAAUAACCACCCUCCAUAACAAAGGUAUGCACAGCAUGUAGGACCUUGAUACAGAUGGGCUACAGCGGCAGGUGACCACACAGAGUGCCACUUAAUUAAGUGUUCUGUGUACCUAAUAAAGCGGCCGGUGAGUGUAUCUUAGUUAGGACAUGAGGUGAGCAGACAUCUGUAGCCGCUGCUCCGCCUCAAGUUUGAGGGAUUAUUCACUUUGUUUUGUAAACAACAUAUGUUGAGUAAAUUGUGACUAAAAUCUUUGAACUUGUUCACCUCUUUUUUCCCCCCACUGCUCACUUGCACUGUAUAUAAAGGGCAUAAUGUAAUCUUACAUAUUUAAAAAAAAAAAAGGAGAAAUAUUUAUAUUAUACAGAGCCAAUGUCACUGGCUGUGUUCACAGAUGAUACAUGUAAAUUAUUACAUAUACAGUAUAUAAACAGUAUAUAUGUAUGUGGUCAAGUGAAUUUUUGUUUGUUUGUUUCUUGGCAAUUUCUAUGAGAUAAUUGAUUUGUGUUAAAGGGCUAAUCUGUGCAUUAGUUUCAGUGUUAAUAUGACAUGCGGGAGUGUAUAUGGAUGGCAACUUUACUCUUGUCGAUGUUACUGUAAGACAAAAAAAAACCUUUGUAGAAGCUACCACUGUGUCCCCUGCUGGAUGAGUGAUGUUGUACUUUUGUGUAGCUUGAUGAUGUGACGCCACGCUCGGAGGCAACUAAUUUGUGCUCACUGUACGUCUGUGAAGUUCUGU